This is a messenger RNA of Dromiciops gliroides (monito del monte), 4738 nucleotides long. RefSeq names its product protein argonaute-3. The record is from RefSeq and is a predicted model, not a curated record. Gene Ontology annotation, biological process: regulatory ncRNA-mediated gene silencing; regulation of stem cell proliferation. Gene Ontology annotation, molecular function: protein binding; RNA binding. The coding region runs from base 367 to 2949 and encodes 860 amino acids. The transcript has 19 exons. NCBI's taxonomy places the organism in Eukaryota, Metazoa, Chordata, Mammalia, Microbiotheria, Microbiotheriidae.
GGCGGUUGAGCGAGUCAGAGAGCCAGUGGCCGCUGGCUACGACAGUUCCGGACUACGGCUCGCUGCUCUCCCCUCCUCUCCUGUUCUCAGCUCAGUUCAGCUCGUGUCUGUGCGGCCGGCGCGCCUGCCUUUCCUCUGCGGCCGUCCCCUCCCCGCGUUGUCGGAGCGGCGAAGCUGAGGAGCUGAGGAGAGCAGAGCCCGGCCGGCAGUCGGCCAGCUCAGGGAAGGGGCCCUAGAGAAGGAGCCGCUGCCGCCGCCGCCCCGGGAGCCUAGCGCAGGGAGCGAGCCGCCUCCCACUUCAUUUCGUCUCCUCCCUCGCCGGACCGGCCCCACUCUCUCUUAGAGCAGCCCUGCCCAGCUCCAUGAAUGGAAAUCGGCCCCGCAGGACCCGUUGGGGCACAGCCCCUGCUCAUGGUGCCCAGACGUCCUGGCUAUGGCACCAUGGGCAAACCCAUUAAGCUGCUGGCCAACUGCUUCCAAGUUGAAAUUCCAAAGAUUGAUGUCUAUCUCUAUGAGGUAGAUAUAAAACCAGACAAAUGUCCUAGGAGGGUAAACAGGGAAGUGGUUGACUCAAUGGUUCAACAUUUUAAGGUAACAAUAUUCGGAGACCGAAGACCAGUUUAUGAUGGGAAAAGAAGCCUUUAUACAGCCAAUCCACUUCCGGUAGCAACUACUGGGGUGGAUUUAGAUGUUACGUUGCCUGGAGAGGGUGGAAAAGAUCGUCCUUUCAAGGUGUCAAUAAAAUUUGUGUCUCGGGUGAGCUGGCAUCUGCUGCAUGAAGUUCUGACAGGACGGGCUUUACCUGAGCCUAUAGAACUAGACAAACCAAUCAGCACUAACCCUGUUCAUGCUGUCGAUGUGGUGCUACGACAUCUACCCUCCAUGAAGUACACCCCUGUGGGCCGUUCCUUUUUUUCUGCUCCUGAAGGAUAUGAUCACCCUCUGGGAGGGGGCAGGGAAGUAUGGUUUGGAUUCCAUCAGUCUGUCCGACCUGCCAUGUGGAAAAUGAUGCUUAAUAUUGAUGUUUCUGCCACUGCCUUCUACAAAGCACAACCUGUAAUUCAGUUCAUGUGUGAAGUCCUUGACAUUCAUAAUAUUGAUGAACAACCAAGAUCUCUUACUGAUUCUCAUCGGGUAAAAUUCACCAAAGAGAUAAAGGGUCUGAAGGUUGAAGUGACUCAUUGUGGAACAAUGAGACGGAAAUAUCGUGUUUGUAAUGUAACAAGGAGACCUGCCAGUCAUCAAACCUUUCCUUUACAGUUAGAAAGUGGCCAAACUGUAGAAAGGACAGUAGCACAGUAUUUCAGAGAGAAGUACAACCUCCAGCUGAAGUAUCCUCACCUUCCCUGUCUUCAGGUGGGACAGGAGCAGAAGCAUACUUACCUGCCUCUGGAAGUCUGUAAUAUUGUGGCAGGACAACGGUGCAUUAAGAAGCUAACUGACAAUCAGACGUCCACCAUGAUCAAGGCAACUGCAAGAUCUGCUCCCGAUAGACAAGAAGAAAUUAGCAGAUUGGUGAGAAGUGCAAAUUAUGAUGCUGACCCAUUUGUUCAGGAGUUUCAGUUUAAAGUUCGGGAUGAAAUGGCCCAUGUAACAGGACGUGUACUCCCUGCUCCAAUGCUGCAGUAUGGAGGACGGAAUCGAACAGUAGCAACUCCAAGUCAUGGAGUUUGGGACAUGCGAGGAAAACAGUUCCACACAGGUGUUGAGAUCAAAAUGUGGGCUAUAGCUUGUUUUGCAACUCAGAGACAGUGCCGAGAAGAAAUAUUGAAGGGUUUCACAGACCAGCUCCGUAAGAUUUCCAAGGAUGCAGGGAUGCCCAUCCAGGGCCAGCCUUGUUUCUGCAAAUAUGCACAGGGUGCAGACAGUGUGGAGCCCAUGUUCCGACAUCUCAAGAACACCUACUCAGGAUUGCAGCUCAUCAUUGUUAUUCUGCCUGGAAAGACGCCUGUGUAUGCGGAAGUGAAGAGAGUAGGAGACACACUUUUGGGGAUGGCUACUCAGUGUGUUCAAGUCAAGAAUGUUAUAAAAACAUCUCCUCAGACCCUCUCAAACCUGUGCCUAAAGAUUAAUGUUAAACUAGGAGGAAUCAAUAAUAUCCUUGUACCUCAUCAAAGACCUUCUGUGUUCCAACAACCAGUGAUCUUUUUGGGAGCAGAUGUCACUCAUCCACCUGCUGGUGAUGGGAAAAAACCUUCAAUUGCUGCUGUUGUAGGCAGUAUGGAUGCCCACCCAAGCAGAUACUGUGCCACAGUAAGAGUUCAAAGACCCCGACAGGAGAUCAUCCAAGACUUGGCCUCCAUGGUCAGGGAACUUCUCAUCCAGUUCUAUAAGUCAACUCGGUUCAAGCCCACUCGCAUCAUCUUUUAUCGAGAUGGUGUUUCUGAGGGCCAGUUUCGGCAGGUAUUAUAUUAUGAGCUGCUUGCAAUUCGAGAAGCCUGCAUCAGUUUGGAGAAAGACUACCAGCCUGGCAUCACCUACAUUGUGGUGCAGAAACGCCAUCACACACGGUUAUUUUGUGCUGACAGAACUGAAAGGGUUGGAAGAAGUGGAAACAUCCCAGCUGGAACAACAGUAGAUACAGAUAUUACCCAUCCAUAUGAGUUUGAUUUUUACCUCUGUAGUCAUGCAGGAAUACAGGGUACCAGCCGUCCCUCACACUAUCAUGUUUUGUGGGAUGAUAACUGUUUUACUGCGGAUGAACUUCAGCUACUAACUUACCAACUCUGCCAUACAUAUGUGCGUUGUACUCGAUCUGUUUCAAUACCUGCACCAGCGUAUUAUGCUCACCUGGUAGCAUUCAGAGCCAGAUAUCAUCUUGUGGACAAAGAACAUGACAGUGCUGAAGGAAGUCAUGUUUCAGGACAGAGCAAUGGUAGAGACCCACAAGCUCUUGCCAAGGCUGUACAGAUUCACCAAGACACCUUACGCACAAUGUACUUUGCUUAAAAAAUGAAGUCCAAGUAUACUUACUGAGGAAAAAACUGAAAAUGAAUUCACAUACAAUGUAUGUUUCCAGUGAGGUCAGUUGAAUGGGUAUGCACACCUCCAGCCAUAGGGAGGCCAGCCCUGUGGAGGGUCCGGGGACGGAUCCUCAAAUUGACGCACGGAACAUUGUUUACUUCAUCGAGGAACAGAGCACUAUUAUGCAAUAUGAAACCAGCCAACUGCUUUUUGUGCGGUCUCCCAUAGGAAGUAUCGCAAUCCAUUUUUUUUCUUAUAGUUAAACCCUUCUAAUGCCUUUACCUCAAGUUGCUUGGCAGCACAACUAUCUUUGCAAAAAAGAAAAGAAAAUUAUGGUUUAACAAACAUAUACACCUACAGGAAUAAUCAAAAUGAUUGUUCAAAAGAAGUGUGCAAAAAGUUAGUGUGUAUACAUGUAAAAAGUGUCCAUGUGUGUAUUUUAAAAUAUGCACAUGCACACUUUGCAUAUGUGUAUGUGUGUGUAUAUGUAUAUAUAUAUAUAUGCAUAGAUAAUAGAUAUAUGGGUAUGUGUAUAUUUUUAUAUCCUACUCCAUUGGAGAGCAUUCUCUUUCUCUUUUGCUUAUUACAUCCUUUUUUUUCCCCCUUCUUUCCACCUCAUCAACCUCGGUUCCUUUUAUUUCUGAUGCUACCAGUGACAUUUGAAAACUCUUCUUUCUGGUACAUUUGAAUGUGCAGCAUUGGCUGACUAGAUUUUUAUUUUUGCACACCGUCAUCAAUUAGCUUAGCCAGCUGCUGUCUUCAUGUCUUAAUACAGCUCUGAGUUCUCGGCUCUAGAAAUCAUUUUCAUGAGGGCAAAAUGCUCAUAUAUUGACAUGUGUGCAUUGAGCAUGUGUGUGGGUAUUUAUGUACAAAUGUGGGCUUUGGGUUUGCCGAUUUGUAAGACAUACACAUAUGCAGUAGUAGUAACCUCAAUUAUUUUUAGCUGUUGUUUUACCUUGUUAGAAAUUUUCACUAUUUUUCUGGUAAGCAAUAUGGAUUUUGAAGCCUCUUUGCAUUUUACAAAUUAAAUACAGAUGGCUGCCUCAGAUAGUAUUCCUAAGGGGUACAUAUUUGAAGUAAGUGGAAAUCCAGAGUUGGAGGUCUCUUAAGUAUGAGGAUGGAAGAUGGAUUUUUUUUUUUUGCUAAUUCCCUUGCUGCCCUCUCCUAACUUAAUGUGACUUUCAUAUAUACAUAUAUACACACGUGUAUAUUAUGUAUAUAUAUUUAUGUUUAUGUAUACACACAUCUACACAUGCAUACAUGUAUAUACACACAUUAUCUGUUUGUAGUAUAUGUGUGUAUACAAACAUAUGUGUGUGUUUUGAAGUUUAGCCUUUCUUUGGUAUUUAUUAGAGUAAUAAUGCUUUAAUUUAAUAAUUGUAGAUCAUAUUAGCCACAUCCUUUUUAGAAAUGUAAUCAUGUUUAUUUUAAGAACUGACGCCUUGUUUUUGCUAUCUUGUAGUGCAAUAAGCUGUUCUAAAGGAAAGUUGUGUCUGCUUGGAUGUAUUGUAGAUUGUAGCAGCCUUUGUACCAUUCUCUGGGCAAGAGUGGCCCCUCCAUGCUUUUAAAGGGCAAAGCAAUACCCCAAAAAGCCUUCAUCUCAGAAAGAAAGUGCUGUCACCUGUGGGCACACAGGGGACUUUCUGGGUAGCCUCACAGUGAUGGUGGAAGGCAGUGGGAGCGCCUACGUGGGAGUGUGUGCUUCUCUGUUAGGAAUGAACUAGAGCUUUGAGUUUUAAUAAAGGCCAGUGCACAGUUCAGGUUUCAGAACACA